Messenger RNA from Sceloporus undulatus (fence lizard), 4233 nucleotides. RefSeq names its product inactive serine protease 35-like. Gene Ontology annotation, biological process: proteolysis. The record is from RefSeq and is a predicted model, not a curated record. The transcript has 2 exons. The coding region runs from base 73 to 1356 and encodes 427 amino acids. NCBI's taxonomy places the organism in Eukaryota, Metazoa, Chordata, Lepidosauria, Squamata, Phrynosomatidae. Gene Ontology annotation, molecular function: serine-type endopeptidase activity.
GGACGCUGACCCCACACCCCCAGAGAUUCUGCAGUGUUUCUUAUAUUCAAUAUUUCCCUUGUAUACAGAGGCAUGAAUGGAUUUGGAACACAAAACAAAGACAAGAUGGGCUGUGUUCUGCUGUUACUACUAUUUUCCAUUCCUUCUUUUCACCUCAUUAAUGGAAUAGAUGUAGAAGAAGAUCUUAGCUGGUCAUUAAAAAAAUUACCCCGGAUUGUGAAGGAAAAGACUUUCUCCCUGGACACUCCUAAAUUUGAAGCAGAUGCCAAGUUGGAACUGAGUGGAGUCUGUGGGAUCGAAUGCCAAAGAGCACUCCCAGUGGCACACUUGUCUGACCUGAAUGAACUGCUCUCCUAUGAGACAGUCUCUGAGAAUGGCACAAGGACCCUGACGGAGGUGAAUGUCCUGGGAGUGGAGAUUGACUCAGCAGCAAAUGCCACCACCAAAGCAUUGUUGAGAAGGAAGAGGCAGGUCUAUGGCACGGACAGCAGGUUCAGCAUUUCUGAUACACGGUUUCUGACCAACUACCCUUUCAACACUGCCGUCAAGAUCUCCACAGGCUGCAGUGGCAUCCUGAUUUCUCCAAAGCAUGUACUCACAGCUGCUCACUGUGUGCACGAUGGCAAAGAUUACAUCAAAGGUAGUAAGAAGCUGAGGGUGGGGUUGCUGAGGCUGAAAUCCAAAGGUAGUGGCAAGAGACGCAGAGGUGCUGCUAGGAGGAGCAAGAGGGAGACGUCGGAAAUUGAGGUUCGCCAUGCCGAUGCCACACAGCAUCCACGGGGAUCUGGCAGCAGUAGAGCUGGUAGAAAACAAAAGACGUCAGGGCUGAAUGAGAAGAAAUCUGAGCGUAAACCUUCCUUCCAGUGGACCAGAGUUAAAAGUACUCAGAUCCCCAAAGGCUGGUUGAGAGGUGUAACUGGAGAUGUUGCAGUAGAUUAUGAUUAUGCAGUUCUAGAGCUCAAGCGUCCCCACAAAAAGAAAUACAUGGAUCUGGGCAUUAGCCCAGCUAGUAAAAUGAUGCCAGGAAGCAUGAUCCACUUUUCUGGAUAUGAUACUGACCGAUCUGGCCAGUUGGUCUACCGGUUCUGCAGCAUAGCUGAGGAAUCGAAUGAUCUCUUCUACCAGUAUUGUGAUGCUGAAUCUGGCUCUACAGGAUCAGGAAUCUACCUGCGCCUUAAAGAGCCCAAUGAGAAGAAAUGGAAGCGCAAAAUUAUUGCCGUUUAUUCAGGUCACCAGUGGGUGGAUGUCAAUGGAGAACAGCAGGAUUACAAUGUCGCAGUUAGAAUUACUCCGCUGAAAUAUGCCCAGAUAUGUCUCUGGAUUCAUGGGAACGACGAGAACUGCGCCCAGGGCUGACAACAGCUGACACAAGGUCCUCUAUUUAUCAAAUGGUGCUAUACAGAGAAGACCUGCAAUAAUAAACACUGAACAUUGACUUGGGUCUGACAUUGUCUGAAUUUGAAACCAGCAAAUACCUUGUAAUAAACUGAGAAACUGAAAGCAUUUGUACAGCAUUUACUAGGAUUUUUCAGCUGAGUGCUUUAAACUGACCAUAGACAUGAGGUGCACUUAAAAUCUCCAAUUGUAUUACUGUAUUUAUUGUUUUUACAUUGUGGUAAAUCUGAGUCAUUCCUACUAUACAGCCAAAAACAUAGCUUGCAUUUUUUAAAAAAAAAAUUGGAGAAGCAUUUUCUCUUGUAACCGAUACUCUUAAGAGAUGUGAUUAUUUUGUUUGCAAUUUAUUUACUUGUCUCAGGGGUUCUGCACCAGUAAGCAUUUUCUAUUAUUGCAGAUGACUGUAUAGUCUCUGCAGGACUAUCCAAAUUGUUAAACACUGGGAUAAGGCAAGGAAGAAAAUUCUCCCAUAAUACUUCCUGUAGAGUCUAUACCACGCAGAUAAUAUUCCUUCACUAAGUUAGUGUAGCACAGCUCAUAGAGCCAAACACACCAAUUCCAUUUCCUUGGAUACUAAAAUGGCAAAGUGCAGGGUAAUGAAUGUAGCACAAAAGCAGGAAUACCAUGACUAUAAUUCAAUGCCUGUAAAUCUAAUUUUGGAAGAUAUGCAAAGCUGGAAAGUAGGAAAUGUACAUUUGUUCCAACUAAGUACAAUUAACCUCCUGUUUGUUUUCUUUUACUUUGCAAAUAAUGCUCUCCCCCCCCCCCCCAGAGGCAACAGUGGUAACUAUUAAUUCACUGUUACAAGCUAAUACAGAACUGAACAACCCAAAGAUUUGUAGACCUGUCUUAAUGGUUCUGCCUUCAGGGGCAAAGGAUCAUAGCAGACCAGGAGGCCAUUUGUUAGUGUUACCAUGUGUCCUCCUUUUCCCAGACAUGUCAUCUUUUUCAGAACUAAAUCAUUUUCCCAAGUGGAUUUUUUAAAUAUCCUGGGCUUUUUCAAAUGCAUGCUGCUGCCUUGCCUCCUGCCCGCUGAUGCUGAGAGAAAGAAAGAAAGAAAGAAAGAAAGAAAGAAAGAAAGAAAGAAACUUGGGGUGUGGUGGGGUGAAAGGAGAUAGGCCCAGAAAGGGAAAGUGAGCUAGCAGAGCAAGGUGGCUAAAGGAGAUGAUGGCGUUGAUGGAAAAUGGCAGUUUGGUAGAGUGAGUGAGGGGGCUGUGGGAAGAGGAGCAGGAGUGAAGAUUGUUAUUUUGAAUAGAAUGAAGGUUAAUAAUAUAUCUAGUAGCAAUUAUCACAGCUUGUAUAGUAAGGGUAUUUAAAGUGAGAGUUGUCAUAAAGAUCAAUGGUCUGAAAUAGUCAGUUGGUAAGUUUGUCCUCCUUUUUGCUUCCCAAAAUAUGGUACCCUACCCUAUGUACACUCUUGAUGGCGAGGACAGUUUAACAGAGAGAAGGGCAGCUCUGUUCUCUGAGAUGGAAAUGCAUAGAGCUGGCCCAUCAUAUCAAAGCAAAUGGGGUAACAGAACAAAUCAUUGGGAUAAGAUGACUGUGGUGCUAUGAUUUAACAGUCAAAAACAAUUAUGUUUUAGAUAGAGGUACAGUAGAGAAGACUUUCAACAUAUUGUUGGCUGGCUACUCUGACUCCUUGCUGUUGGCUAUACUAGAAAGGGCUGAUGGGAGUUUCAGUGCAAUGAUACCUGAAGAGCCAAUCACCCUCCCUUGACUUGGUCUUAGAGAAUGAGUAAUCAUGGUGACAAUCCUCAGAUCAUCAAAAAUUACCAAAGCACUUAUGUUUCAGUGUCUACAGAAUAUGUAAGCUGACUGUUGUGUAAAUAUAUGAGAUAUUUUAUGUAGCAAUAAAACUUUUGGGUUCAUUUCAAUUUUUGAACUACAGCUUUUGCUAGAAAGGCAUUUAAUAUGAGCUUGAACAUUUCAAUCACUUUUAAAAAAGUAUAUGAGCUGAGCUUUCUGCUUCAGAUGUAUUUAUCUUUGAGAAAGCCAUUUAUGAUAAGACCAUCAAGAUGCUUUUUGAUACAUAACAUAGAAAAUAUGGAAGAUUCAAGAUGACAUAGUAUUUGGUAAUGAAUACGUGUAUUGAUUUUAAAUAAUAAAUAAAAAAAUAACAUUAAGAUGCACAUUCCUGGGAUUUGAGUUUGUUGUGGCUUGAUUUUAGUAAUCUGUAAUUCAGAUUUUGAUUUGCAUUGUUAACAUUGAUUUGUUAUUAGUGUUGAAGAGGUAUAUGUGCCACUAACUCUGAUUUAUGUCAACCCUAUCAUAGGGUCUUCUUGGCAAGCUUUAUUUGGGGAGGUUUGCCUUUGCCUUCCUUUGAGCUUGAGAGUGUGUGACUUUUUCAAGAUCACCCUGUGGGUUUCCAUGGCUGAGCAGGGAUUCGAACCUUGGUCUCUUGGAGUCCUAGUACAACAGUCAGACCACUACACCAUGCUGACCCUUCACUGCACUUCUAAAUCUAUAAAAUGUAUUGUGUAUGAAUGAGGUAUUCUUAAGAACUCAUUUUUAUAUAUGGUUGUAAAUCAGUGGCAGAUUUAACACUAUCAUUGAUGUUUUAUUUCUGUUAUACUACAAUGUGUGUAUUUGAAAACAUCUCUUAAAAACUAACAUCUAUAACGAAGGUUCACAGAACAUGUAUCAAAACAUUUCCAUGGUAAAUUGUAUUUUUUUUAAAUGUUAAACCGUCAUUGUGAAAGAUGCCAAGUAAGUAUCUUGCUUUGCAAAAAACCAGGACAUCAGUAAGAAAAGUAGAAAAGAAAAUGUAUUAGAAAGUAUAGCAACAGUUGCAGCAAAAGUAUUUAUUUUAUAAUGUCUAAUAAAAUAUUACUUCAACAU